Asparagus officinalis (garden asparagus) is the source of this 369-nucleotide messenger RNA. RefSeq lists its product as uncharacterized. Lineage: Eukaryota; Viridiplantae; Streptophyta; Magnoliopsida; Asparagales; Asparagaceae. The record is from RefSeq and is a predicted model, not a curated record. The transcript has 3 exons. The coding region runs from base 22 to 369 and encodes 115 amino acids.
GACAUUGGAUUAUUAGUCGACAUGCUGGCUGAACAGGCCACCAGAGGAACCGUGGGACCACCCUUUGAGAGUGAUUCAUUCACAGUACCAGUCAUUGGGACUGAUUCAGUAAUGAUCCCCGGCAUAUCUAGUUUACCUCGGAGUGACGGACUUGCAGGACCAGCCGUUGUGCCUGAUGCCACUACAGUUUCUGGGACCGAUAGUUUGCAUAAAAGCGGUGUCUCCCCGCCACAGCCGAGAGGUAUAACCGAUUUGCCUACAGGGGUUGAUAUACCAUCCAUGACUACUCCUGCCGUUAUCUCGGAGCCUGUCAGACCUCAGCCCGAGGGGACCUCCGUUGGCGUUGGUAUGCUCGGAAUUUGCCUUUAA